CUCUUCCUUACCACUAUUAUCCUGCAAUGCUCGACCCUCAUUUUUUGAUAUUCUGGCGAGAGAUGGUUUGCAAGGAUCUUAACGAUUUAAUCCCUUGAACGAUGCCUUGUGCUUGGAUGAAUUGCUAAAAACUUUCUGAUAUUCGGAAUGUCAGGCCCGGCUCCCUGACGCGUCGAAUUUUCCAUAGCGUUCAGACCGGUGGAUGACAGGCGAACGAAACCUCUUUUUUUGCCUCGGAGCACCUGCGCAGUGUGUGUGAAUCCGAUAUUUUUCAAUAAUACCUCUGCUGCGUCUUUCCUAACGGCCAUCGUUCUCUGAAAUAAAAUGUUACAUAAAGAGGCCAUUUUCUCUCCCAUUUCUUGUCUCGCUAACUAUGCUCAUCGUGAUAUCCUUGCUCUGCUGUGCUCUCUUGGCUGCUUCAGCUCCCGAGGUCCAACUGGGCAAGACCAAGCUCGUUGGAAGAGAUCUUACAGGACUACAGCAAGAGUUCUUUGGAGGGAUUCCAUUCGCUGAACCUCCGGUUGGCACCUUGCGCUUGGAGCGCCCUGUAUUGAAAACGAACAUUGAUGCCGAUGAAUUCGACGCCCAAAAUUUUGGACUAGCCUGUUUACAGGAGGGCCUUGAAACCGAUGAGAUAUCAGAGGAUUGUUCGACCAUCAACAUAUUUAGGCCGACGGGAGUGUCUUCUGAGGACUUAUUGCCCGUGAUGUUCUGGACUUAUGGUGGCGGUUUCUCUGCAGGCGCUUCGUCGUCGUACAAUGGAAGCAAUAUCGUUGCCCAGAGUGUUACUAGAGGAACUCCCAUCAUCUAUGUGAACUACAAUUAUCGGCUAGGGCCAUUAGGCUUCCCUCAAGGACAAGAAGCCGGAGACAGAGGACAGGUCAACCUUGGAGUCCGGGAUGUGUUGACUGCCUUGGAAUGGGUUCAAGGGAACAUUGGUUUGUUCGGUGGUGAUAAAACCAAGGUGACAAUUUUCGGAGAAAGUGCUGGAUCCAUGUUGACAAAUAUGAUGCUUCUAAACGCGUCGAUUUCCAACUUUGCCAGGGCUGCGAUCUCUGAGUCUGGUUCUGCAUCUUCCCCCGUCUAUUAUAACGCAUCUACACGCGAAUCUGUCUGGCAGAACUUUGUAGCAGGGACACCAGGCUGCGAGUCUGUCGCUGACACACAGAACACUUUCCCCUGUUUGCAGGCCGCAAAUACGUCGGCUAUAUAUCAAGGAAUGGUGGAGGCCUAUGCGUUGGCCAUCGAAAGUCCUACCUUUUAUCCUGUCCUAGAUGGUCCUUCAGGCCUCUUUCCCGAUCUGCCUUCACGUAUGUGGGCAAAGGGCGAGUUUGCCACGAUUCCUUUUAUAUCAGGCACGAACUUAGAUGAAGGAACAGUCGGCCUAUCGACAAAUACUAGUUUUACCGAUGAGGUCAUCAAGGAUUACAUUCAAAAAACAUACUCGGCAUUCCCACCUUACAUCUCUGAUGAUAUUCUGGACCGGCUUAUCGAACUGUACCCUGACAACCCUUCCUUGGGCUCGCCAUAUGGUACCGGAAAUGAUACAUUUGGGUUGCCCGUAGGCUAUAAGAGAGUGGCAUCCAUGACUGGGGACUUGACCUUUGAUGCUCAGCGUCGGACAUGGACACAGACUGCUGCGCAAGCAGGCGUGAAGGCGUACGGAUACCAAUUUACGCAAAAUGCCUCGUCGGUCGCAGCGUACUUGGGAGUUCCUCAUGCGUCGGAACUAGACUUUAUCUAUGGACUAUUGAACUCCUCCACGGAGCCCGCUUCGUCGAUCUUGUUGGGCGAAAUGAUGGUCGACUAUUGGGUUUCGUUUGCAACAAGCUUGGAUCCCAACGAUGGCUUAGGAACGUCUCGUCCGAACUGGCCACAGUACACGCCGGAGAAUGAGGUGCUCCUACAAUUACAUGGCGACAAUACGACAGUCAUUCUGGAUGAUUAUCGGGAGGAAGCGAUCUCGUUCUAUAGGGAUAACGCUGACGCUUUCCACCGGUAAAGCAAAC
Messenger RNA from Guyanagaster necrorhizus, 2009 nucleotides. Its product is annotated as esterase 1. The record is from RefSeq and is a predicted model, not a curated record. The transcript is spliced from 12 exons. NCBI's taxonomy places the organism in Eukaryota, Fungi, Basidiomycota, Agaricomycetes, Agaricales, Physalacriaceae. Bases 374 to 2002 code for a protein of 542 amino acids.